AUGUGGGGCACAACCGUGGACGAGGCCAAGCUGUCCAAGACAGAUAGCCGGCAGCUGAACCAGUGGCACAAUGAAGUCCAGCCAAACACAUCUGGAGGACCUGCGCUUCAUGGAAACGCUCCAGGUGAAUCUAGGUCAAGCUCCGACGAACCAGUAGAGGGGACAUGGGGAGAGCACGAUGUGAUGGUGCCUACCGAGGAGCGGGCGAUGCACGACUUUGAUCUUCUCAGGAGAGAACUCACCGGCUUGUCCAAGACACGAUCCAAGGCGAGCCAAGCGACGAGAGGCACCAAGAGACCGGGUUCCAGACCACGUCGACCUUCAACCGCAAGAGAUGAAGUCGAAUCACGAGCCGAGGAGCCCGAAAAAGCUGAGGACCCUGAAAAGGCCGAGAACGAGCUUGAAGAAGACUUUGAACUGGAGACCUUUAUGCGGGAAGGCCACUUCGAGAAGCGCAAGGAUGGAAGAUCCGCCAAAAAGGUCGGGGUCGUCUUCAAAAACCUCACCGUGAAGGGAGUGGGAGCUUCGGCCACUUUCGUCAAGACCCUGCCACAAGCCGUUCUCGGCACCUUUGGGCCCGACUUGUAUCGCCUCAUAUCCCGAUUCAUCCCCGCCCUACAGGUCAAGUCAGGGGAGACACGGACCCUGAUCAACAAUUUCACUGGAGUGGUGCGGGAUGGCGAGAUGAUGCUCGUGCUUGGAAGGCCAGGAUCUGGAUGCUCGACGUUCCUCAAAGCCGUUGCGAACAAUCGGGACUCGUACGCGUCCGUGACAGGAGAGGUGUCGUAUGGUGGCAUCCCAGCGGAAGUUCAGAAAUCGCAUUUCAGGGGAGAGGUCAAUUACAAUAUGGAGGAUGACGUUCAUUUCGCCAAUCUGAAUGUGUGGCAGACAUUCGUCUUUGCCUUGUACACGAAGACCAAGAAGAAGGCGAGAGACGAAAUACCAAUUAUUGCAGAGGCACUGAUGAAGAUCUUUGGUAUCAGCCACACGAAGCACACCCUUGUGGGAGAUGCAUUCGUCAGGGGUGUUUCCGGAGGAGAAAGGAAGCGUGUGUCGAUCGCGGAAACACUGGCAUCGAAAUCAACGGUGGUGUGCUGGGACAAUUCAACCCGCGGAUUGGAUGCAUCGACCGCGCUGGAUUAUGCAAAGUCCUUGAGAAUCAUGACGGAUAUAAGCAACCGCACGACGCUGGUGACACUGUACCAAGCCGGUGAAGGCAUCUUCGAGCUGAUGGACAAGGUCCUGGUCAUCGACGCAGGACGCUGCAUCUACCAAGGCCCAGCAAACGAGGCCCGGCAGUAUUUCACCGACCUUGGCUUCAAAGCCCCAGACCGUCAGACGACUGCUGACUUCUUGACCGCCAUCUCUGACCCGAAUGAACGCCAGUUCCGCGAGGGAUGCGAGGCCAGCACACCAAAGACACCGGAAGAGCUUGAGAAGGCCUUCAGGGAGUCGCGUUUCCACAAGAUGGUGGAAGAAGACAUAAAGUCAUACGAGGCCUAUCUUGAGGAGACUGACCACACCGAUGCACGCGAGUUUGAACAGGCGGUCAGAGAGGACAAAUCAAGGACCGUCAAGAAAGAGUCGAACUACACGGUCAGCUUUGUGCAACAAGUUAUUGCCUGCACAAAGCGCGAAUUCUGGCUCCUUCUUGGGGACACAACUACGCUCUACACGAAGCUGUCCACUAUCAUUAGCAAUGGGCUUAUUGUCGGCUCUCUAUUUUACGGACAGCCCCUCACCACAGAGGGUGCCUUCUCACGCGGCGGCUCCCUGUUCUUCUCAAUCUUGUUCUUGGGCUGGCUGCAACUCAGCGAGUUGAUGAAGGCUGUCAGCGGACGAGCGGUAGUCGCCCGCCACAAGGACUAUGCCUUCUACAGCCCUUCAGCUGUAAGCGUUGCCAGGAUUGUUGCCGACUUCCCAGUUGUCUUCAUACAGGUGGUCAUAUUUACACUUAUCAUGUACUUCAUGACUGGUCUGGAUGUCGUUGCUUCCAAGUACUGGAUCUACCUGCUGUUCGUCUACACAACAACUCUCUGUAUCACUUCCCUAUACCGAAUGUUUGCCAGUCUCUCUCCCAGCAUAGAUGACGCAGUUCGAUUUUCCGGCAUUGCACUCAACCUCCUUAUCAUCUAUACUGGCUACGUUAUCCCUCGUACUCAGCUACUGUCGGAUUACAUCUGGUUCGGCUGGCUCUACUGGGUCAACCCGAUCGCCUACAGUUUUGAAGCCGUCAUGGCCAAUGAAUUCUCCGACCGCACCAUGGAGUGUGGACCAACUCAACUCGUUCCUCAGGGCCCAGGGAUCGAUCCCGAGUUCCAGGGCUGCAGCAUCAGCGGCGCUCAGGUCAACUCCAAUUCUGUUAGCGGCGCAUCGUAUCUGCAAACGACGUACAACUACACCCGUGCCGACCUCUGGCGCAACUUUGGCGUCAUCAUUGCAUUUGCCGUCCUGUAUAUCCUUGUCACCAUCGUGGCCACAGAGAUAUUCUCUUUCACCUCUGGUGGCGGCGGUGCAUUGGUUUUCAAGAAGACCAAGACAGCACAGCGUGCUUUGCAGAAGCGGCAAGACGCCACGGCAACAGUCGAUGUGGAGAAGGGGCCAGCUUCAGGGCCCACGGAGGAGUCCCGCGGCAGCGGUAGCACCACUGUCACCGAAGAGGACGAGGCGCUCGCGUCUAUUUCCAAAAGCGAGAGCAUCUUCACAUGGCAGGACGUCGAGUACACGGUGCCAUAUCAAGGUGGUGAACGCAAGCUUUUGAACAAGGUCAGCGGCUACGCUAAACCAGGUCUUUUGAUUGCAUUGGUUGGAGCCUCAGGCGCCAGCAAGACCACACUGCUGAACACGCUUGCCCAGCGGCAGCGUAUGGGCGUCGUCUCUGGAGACAUGUUGGUUGACGGGAGUGCCUUGGGUCUCGAGUUCCAACGCGGCACGGGCUUCUGCGAGCAGAUGGACCUGCAUGAUGAGACUGCCACGAUCCGGGAAGCACUCGAGUUCUCCGCCGUACUGCGCCAGGACAGGAACAUUCCUCGCCAGGAAAAAAUCGCCUACGUGGACAAGAUCAUCGACAUGCUUGAACUUGGGGAGAUCCAAGAUGCCAUCGUCAGCAGUCUUGGCGUCGAGCAGAAGAAGCGACUUACCAUCGGCGUUGAGCUCGCCGCAAAGCCACAGCUGCUGCUCUUCCUUGACGAGCCAACCUCCGGCCUCGACAGCCAAAGCGCAUGGAGUAUUGUUCGCUUCUUGAAGAAACUGUCACAGGCCGGUCAAGCGAUCCUGUGCACCAUCCAUCAGCCAUCAUCCCAGCUCAUUCAGCAGUUUGACAUGAUUCUGGCCCUGAACCCAGGUGGAAACACGUUCUACUUCGGACCAGUAGGCGAGAACGGCAGUGCAGUCACCAAAUACUUUGCCGACCGCGGCGUCCAGUGCCCUCCCCACAAGAACGUGGCCGAGUUCAUCCUUGAGACUGCAGCCAAGAAACCGAAGAGGGCGGACGGCACGCGCAUCGACUGGAACGAGGAGUGGCGCACAAGCCGGGAGGCACAGAACGUGCUCUCUGAGAUUAACAGCCUCAAGCUUACCAGGAGCAAGUCGGCCGGUGCACACAAGAAGAAGGACGACGAGACCGAAUUCGCCGCGCCGGUCUGGACGCAGACAACUAUGCUUACCAAACGCCUGUUCACGCAGUACUGGCGAGACCCAUCGUAUCUGUACGGGAAGCUCUUCGUGGCGGUCAUCGUUGGGAUUUUCAACGGCUUCACCUUCUACCAGCUGGGGAACACCGUCCAGGACAUGCAGAACCGUAUGUUCUCGGUCUUCCUGAUCAUCACCAUUCCUCCGACGGUGGUGAAUACCGUCGUCCCGAAGUUCUUUCAGAAUAUGGCGCUCUGGCAGGCCCGCGAGCACCCGUCCCGCAUCUAUGGAUGGUUCGCCUUCACCACCGCCCAGGUCGUCGCCGAAGUCCCUAUCGCUAUAGUCUGCUCCGUAUUGUACUUCCUCCUGUGGUACUUCCCGGCCGGGCUGCCCACAGACUCCUCGACGGCUGGCUACAGUUUCCUCAUGACGAUGCUUUUCUGGCUGUUCAUGAGCAGCUGGGGACAGUGGAUCUGCGCUUUCGCCCCGAGCUUCACUGUCAUCGCGAACGUGCUUCCGUUCUUUUUCGUCAUGGUCUCGCUUUUCAAUGGUGUUGUGCGUCCAUAUUCGAUGCUUCCCGUCUUCUGGCGGUAUUGGAUGUACUACAUCAACCCUUCGACAUGGUGGAUCGGUGGCGUGCUGUCAGCUACGCUCCACGAUAUCCCUAUCGAGUGCGCUCCGUCCGAGACGGCGCGCUUUGAUGUCCCCGACGGGCAGACGUGUGAAUCGUAUGCUGGAUCUUUCGCACGUGCGGCGGGUGGGUAUCUUCUGAACUCGAACGCCAGCGCCAACUGCCAGUAUUGUUCAUUGAGCACCGGCGACCAGUACCUGACCCAGCUCAACGUCGAGGCAGGGGACAAGUGGAGGGACUUUGGAAUUUUCUUGGCCUUUGUGGUAAGCAACUGGGCAUUGGUCUAUUUCUUCAUCUAUACUGUGAGGAUCCGCGGUUGGAGCUUUGGGUUCGGGUCGUUGUUUGGCGUCCUUGGCAAGGGUGUUGACCGUGUCAAGAGUUUGUUCCGGCGCAAGUCACAGGACUAGAUGUCAAGGGUUGGGAAAGGAUAGACUGAAAACUUAGACACGGAGAAAC
Molecule: messenger RNA, 4717 nt
Organism: Diaporthe batatas
Lineage: Eukaryota; Fungi; Ascomycota; Sordariomycetes; Diaporthales; Diaporthaceae
Exons: 1
Coding region: 1-4668 (1555 amino acids)
Biological process (GO): transmembrane transport
Cellular component (GO): membrane
Molecular function (GO): ATP binding; ATP hydrolysis activity; ABC-type transporter activity
Source: RefSeq, a predicted model, not a curated record